CUAAACGCGGAAGCACAUAGACUUUUUGUUUUUGAUUUUUAAAGUCCGUAUUUCUGCUAUUCUGCUACUACUGAUACUACUGAAAAAUAUUGAAAUAUAAUCUUAUCUUUCGAUAUCAUCCAAGCUCGUGCUUCUGGAGGAUUAUGUGUUCUUUUCUAAUACUGAUCUAAUUUCUUAAUCGUUAUAUUUUAAGACUUAUCUGAGCGCAACAUCGAGUGCGAUUAUGGAACUACCUGUGUUUCAACAAUUAAAUAUUCGCAUGAGAUCACGUGGUAAGCGGCCAUUGCGCAAUCUAACACCUAACGACAAAAUUCGGGCUAUUCAACGUAUUCAUCAAGGGGAGACCAAAGCUUCUGUUUCAAGGGAUAUUGGAGUGCCAGAGUCAACCCUUCGAGGCUGGUGUAAAAAUGAACAUAAGCUUCGUUUUAUGUAUAGCCAGAUGAAUGAAAAAAAUGAAAUCGAGCUAAUUCCGAUUUACAAACUAGACAAUUUUCAACCAGCUGCGAAAAUAUAUAAAUUAGAUGGAAGGGAUUCUUUUAACUCGGUCAUUAAUACUGAGAAUUUGAUCGAAUUCAAUGAAAUGUCCAAUUUGAAUAGUAUCCACCUAGAUGUCAACUAUAACAACUACGAAAACGCGUUACUUGAAGAAACCUUAAGCGAUUUUCUAAGGAAUAAGUCUUUGCCAGAUUCGAACGAAAUGAUGAAGCAAAAGUUGGUGAUUAAAGGCAAUCAAAUUUCACCUGGCUUGUGUUCAAUAGGCCAAACUUUAUCAUCCAUUAGUACAUCAACGAAUUACAAAGAAUAUCAUUUUAGUCCCUACAAUUUGAAUUAUUAUUCAAAGUUAAAUUCAAGUUUUAUGUCAGCGAAAUCUAGUGUAGUUAGUUCUAGUUUUGAACGUAGCAAACCAAAACACCAACAUCCUAUUAAUAAAAAUAUUGACAAAUCAGUUCUUACAGAUCCUUUUAAUGAAAAAAAUGAUUUAAUUACAUACAACAAGUGGUCCAACAUUCUUUCAGAAAGUACUAAUACUGAAACUAUUAAAGCAAGUACUCACAAUACUGAAUGGAACGAUUGCAAUAUGUUAGGUAUUACCAAUAGAGACGGCAUAAAUAAUGAUAAAAACAUUGUUGAUCAGAAUAAUAGUAAACAGUGCAACAAUGAAUCGAGAUUACUUCAGUGGUAUAAAGUUUUCAACACAAGUUUGAAUUUUUUGACCUUAUCAGCCAUUGCUGCUACACUACAACCAAACCCAGUUUAUGUGCAUGGACACACAGACAUGACAGAGUGCAUUUCCGAAACACAAAACAAUAUUCAGAGCUACUAUGAAAGCGAACCAGAAGAUCUGUCCAAAAAGAUUUCAAAAACUUCUAUGUCCAUUUCAAGUCAGUCUCACAGCUCCAAUUCUUUUUUCAAAGAGUUUCAGGUCGUAAACAAGGAAUUGCAAUAAAAGAAUUAUAUAUUAAAACGAAAAAUGGACUAAUUUGACGAAUACUAUUUUGCAGAAUUUAUUUAACUAAACCAUGUAACUUAACUUUGCUUCCGCUUUAAAAUGUGUUAUUUAUUGUUAAAUAAAGAGAUUGUUCUAUUAAAAAAAAUUGAUACAAGAUAUUAAAAUUAUAACACAGCAUCGAACCGGCGAACAUAGCGUGGUAUAUUUUGUAUUUUUCGGCAUUCCAAAUUCUAUAAUUUUAAUUUUUUAUUAAAACAUUACUUCAGAAGUUAAUUCCGCGGUAAAAGUCUUGACGCAAUGCUGGUAGGCUUUACUUGUUUUCCUUGGCAUACUUUGAAUGGGUGUUUGACCACAUGAGCCCUUUGAAGGCUAUCAAAACAAUGAACUGAAUCGUAAGUUGAAGA
Molecule: messenger RNA, 1854 nt
Organism: Bactrocera latifrons
Lineage: Eukaryota; Metazoa; Arthropoda; Insecta; Diptera; Tephritidae
Product: protein distal antenna-related-like
Exons: 1
Coding region: 224-1447 (407 amino acids)
Molecular function (GO): DNA binding
Source: RefSeq, a predicted model, not a curated record